Molecule: messenger RNA, 2014 nt
Organism: Elaeis guineensis (African oil palm)
Lineage: Eukaryota; Viridiplantae; Streptophyta; Magnoliopsida; Arecales; Arecaceae
Product: T-complex protein 1 subunit zeta 1
Biological process (GO): protein folding
Molecular function (GO): ATP-dependent protein folding chaperone; ATP binding; ATP hydrolysis activity
Source: RefSeq, a predicted model, not a curated record
GUUUGCCGCUCCAGUAGCUUCCAAUUCCCCUCCGCUGCCUCUAGAAGAAGCCCGAUUAAAACCCUACUCGCUCCGCCCUCGCCGUCUCCCCGUUCUUCUCCUUCUUCCUGUCUCUCGAGAAGGGAUCUCGUGGUUUUUCUUGGAGGAAUCGAAGAUGUCGCUCCGCGUGCUGAAUCCGAACGCCGAGGUCCUAAACAAGUCGGCAGCGCUCCACAUGAACAUCAACGCCGCCAAGGGCCUUCAGGACGUCCUCAAGACCAACCUCGGUCCCAAGGGCACCAUCAAGAUGCUUGUUGGAGGAGCGGGGGACAUCAAGCUCACUAAAGAUGGGAACACCCUCUUGAAGGAAAUGCAAAUCCAAAACCCGACGGCCAUCAUGAUUGCGAGGACGGCGGUUGCUCAGGACGACACCAGCGGCGACGGCACAACCUCCACCGUGCUUUUCAUUGGGGAGCUCAUGAAGCAGUCGGAGCGCUACAUUGAUGAAGGGAUGCAUCCACGGGUAUUGGUUGAUGGGUUCGAAAUUGCAAAAAGAGCAACUCUUGAAUUUCUCGAGAAGUUUAAGACACCUGUUGUGAUGGGUGAGAUGCCUGAUAAAGAAAUCUUGAAAAUGAUAGCAAGAACAACUCUUAGGACGAAGUUAUAUGAAGCAUUGGCUGAUCAGCUGACUGAUAUUGUUGUUAAUGCGGUGCUCUGUAUACGCAAGCCUGAUCAACCAAUUGAUCUGUUUAUGGUGGAGAUAAUGCACAUGCGUCAUAAGUUUGAUGUUGACACACGAUUGGUUGAAGGUCUUGUCCUUGAUCAUGGUUCCCGCCAUCCUGAUAUGAAGCGAAGGGCAGAGAAUUGUUAUAUCCUGACAUGCAAUGUAUCUUUGGAGUAUGAGAAAAGUGAAAUAAAUGCAGGGUUCUUCUACUCCAACGCAGAGCAGAGAGAAAAAAUGGUUGCUGCUGAAAGGCGUCAAGUUGAUGAGCGAGUUAAGAAAAUCAUUGAACUAAAGAACAAAGUUUGUGCUGGCAAUGACAAUAACUUCGUUGUGAUUAAUCAGAAGGGGAUUGAUCCUCCAUCUCUGGACCUCCUAGCUAGGGCAGGGAUAAUUGCCCUUCGAAGGGCAAAGAGGAGGAAUAUGGAAAGGCUGGUGUUAGCUUGUGGUGGGGAGGCUGUUAAUUCUGUUGAGGACUUGACUGAGGAUUGCCUUGGCUGGGCUGGGCUUGUUUAUGAGCAUAUCCUUGGUGAAGAGAAGUACACCUUUGUGGAGAAUGUGAAAAAUCCUCACUCUUGUACUAUCUUGAUUAAAGGGCCUAAUGAUCAUACCAUAGCUCAAAUCAAGGAUGCUGUUCGUGAUGGUCUCAGAUCUGUUAAGAAUACAAUUGAGGAUGAAGCUGUUAUCAUGGGUGCAGGUGCUUUUGAGGUUGCAGCCAGGCAGCAUCUGGUCAACAAUGUAAAGAAAACCGUUCAAGGGCGUGCACAGCUUGGUGUGGAAGCAUUUGCUGAUGCACUUCUAGUUGUGCCCAAGACAUUAGCAGAAAACUCUGGCCUGGACACACAAGAUGUCAUCAUUGCUCUCACGGGUGAACACGAUAGAGGCAACAUUGUGGGUUUGAACCAUCACACUGGAGAGCCAAUUGAUCCCCAGAUGGAGGGUAUCUUCGAUAACUAUUCGGUGAAACGCCAAAUCAUAAACUCUGGACCUGUCAUCGCAUCCCAGUUGCUGCUCGUAGAUGAAGUGAUUCGAGCUGGUCGCAACAUGAGGAAACCUAGUUAACCACUGUCUCCAUGGAUUGUGUUUCAAACGGUGUUUUUUCUUUUUCUUUUUUUUCCCUUAAUGUGAUCAGAUCAUCAGGCUGCGUAUGAAGAUGAGUGUGAGAGCACUAGCAAACUGUUCAUUACUUUUGUCUUCUUUUUCUUCCAUUUGAAACAUCCAUGCGCUUUUUCAGAAGGCUAUUUUGUUGUUAAAUUAUCAAGAAUUAUGACUUAUCAAUGGUAGCAGUGCUAGACGAAGUUGUGUUUUCUUGAA